AUACUAAUUGAAACGUUGGACUGGAAGAGCUUGUUACAAAUAUCUGAACUGUCAGCUGAUAGAUUUUAGCGUAUUUUAAAUCAAAUGAGCUCAUGGGCUGGUAUGAUCGCUACUUCGAUUUGUCUAUUGCGUGUUAUAACAUUUAAUUCUUACCCUUAGUUACUCGAAGAGAUGAAACGCAAGAAGCUGAUUAUGGAUCAAUGCAUCUGAAUGAAACACCCUGUCUAUACGUACGUCUGUUAAACCUAACAGUAAUAUUUAGUAUUAUUAAAAAGUCUAUUUAUUUCUUUUGUUUUCAUUUAAGUAUUUCAACGAAGUUCUUGGCAGUCGGAUUUUACUGUUUUAUUAUCAAACUACUUCCACCCAUUCCGUUAAAACGGUAUACCUUCCGAUUAGAUACACAAAAACAUGUAAGAGUAUAGCUGUGAUUAUAUGUCUGGACAAAAAUCCUAGAUAUUAAUUUAUGCGUUCGGAACCUCCAUACACAUGAGUUUCGGUUGUAAUUCGGUUAAGCUAUCAGUCUGAUUGAUACAGCUUUCAACCUGAUAAUGAAACUUGUGGUGUCCAGGUUGCAUUAUGCCUCGAAUAAUAUAACAGUCUUAAUAUUUCUAAGCUCAACAUCUGUUUCUUAGAGACCUGAUUUAAGCCUCGUCUCUGCAAUGAAGCGUGAUGUUAUUUUGUGAUUUGUUUGUAUACAAUAUCGAAUAACGUCUUUCCAACGUUUAUCAUCCCACACUUUCGGAACUUCAUGCUUCAUCUUAAACUAUUUCAGUUAAUUUUUGGAAGAAGCCAUGCUUAACUCCAUUAACUAUGUUUUAUUCGUUUAAUUGACGUCAUGUUCAACUCAUUUUGGGACAGUAAGCUCUUCCUGUGUAUUAGAAUAAUUAAUUCAGUGAUGCAAUUCACUGAGCUUAAAUGACGUACUCGAUUCUCGUCCACAGCACGUAAAUACCGUUGGUGCUGCCGAAAUACUCGAAUUGGAGUAACUUACAUAAGGUUCCAACCUGUGGUCAUCUAGUUUAGUUUAUUGUGCUCCAAGAACUAUCUUCCAUUAUCCUAAAGUAGUUGAAACAGGGAUUCUGCUGAAGAUAUUGCAUAUAAGCCUUCUCAUACCUUACUAGAAACAUAGACUAAUUGUUAGCUUUCGACGUUCAUGCAUUCGUUGACGUACCGUAACUGGCGAGUCGUUUGUAAAUCUUCCUGAAAGACCUUUGUUGCUAAAGGAAAGUGCGUCAAUGUAUAUAUACUUGUCUGUGUAUAGUGUUUAUUUUAUUUAUUUAUUUGAACACAUAAAUAUUGGUACAAGAAGGCACCAAAUAUAUAUGCGCCACAAAAAAUUUUAUUUGUGUGUGGGCUGUGAUACUGCUCGGGUGCCCAGACCGAAGCAGGUAGUUUUCUUAGGGGGCCACACCCCGAGCCUUUGACCUGAAGAUCUGAUCCACAAGGCAGUGGAGCAUCGUGAGGAGAUGCAGUCCCAUGGUAGCCGGUGACCAACGAUUGGUUCAUACGCCAUUUGUUCCCUCAGGAUACUGGAGCCCAUGUGCACCAUUGGUUUGGAUCCGGUUAUAGCGCCGGACAUUCGCUUUUCGUCCUCUCAUUUUUGUAAACAAUAGUGUUUAGCUUUCUAUAUAGGACCAUAAGUAUUAUCAUUUAUUUAUCAGCUGGAUUCUUUUAUCAUGUUUAUAUAGAAUUUUAAAAUUGAUAUUACUCAGUAAUUGCACUAUAUAGACUGAAGGUAUUUUGCUGAAAAUAAGUAUCUGCUUAGUAGAGGACUUCGGUCAGUUGCUUGAUAGUAUUGUAAUUCCAUAUUAUCUCGAAUAAACUAACCAAUCGAUCUAAUUGAAUAUGUUACAUAAUGAGCUUCGUUCAUAUGAGUUAACUAUCGAUGGUAGACACAUUCGGAAUCCUCUGGUAUUUACUUCGUACACUUAUUUUUCUAACAAAAGUUCAAUUUGAUAGCACGAUAGCUUAUCUAUUUUCACUAUGUGGUCAUAAGGUUUAGUCAUUUCGUUCUGAGAGUAUUCAGUUUUCGUAAAAUUAAUUUUAUCUGAUUAAAUGUAGAGGUGGGUGCCAUGGAGGUGCUUAAAUUUGGUUCUGUCUAAGACUACUAACUAUCCAUCAUGUAAUCUUCUCAGGGAUGUGGUAGUAAAUCGUACUGUCGAAGUUCGUUUGGGUUAGGCAGAUUUUGCAGGAACCUAAGAGAUUUCUCGUUGCCCUUUAUCCCUCAGAGAUUGACGUCUAAAUGCAUUAAAUAUAUCUUAUUAUUUUUGUCUGUCGAAUAAUUUAGUGCCUGUAGUUAGCAGUUUUAUGCGGUCUCAAGGGCAAUUGUUUGUUAAACUUUGCUACAUGCGGUUAUAACCCUCAGUUUUUUAAAACUCUGUAACAGAAAAUAAUUAUUCAAUGUUUUCUCACAAAUCGCUUAUUCCUCUGAAGGAUAACAAAAAUAUUGUUCAUCUCUUCUGUUUUCUAAGGGUUCUAUUCCAAAUGUGUUUGGAAUCGUAUUUAGCGAAUUCAAUGUAUAAUUCGUUGGAGUUAUCAAUAAAAGUGUUGCGGGUACUUUACAUCUGUACAAAAUAUUAUAUGCAUACAAUUGUGCAGCAGAAGUGAUCAUACUGAGGCUUUGAACGUACAUUCACUGUUCGGUGAACGCAUUUCCUGUAGCAUCUGUGGUUAGGUUAAAUGUUAUUGGGAAAAAGCAUAACUUAUGCUUUAGUAUUUGUUCCUGAUUGGAUUAUUUGUAUUUUAUUUUAUGUGAGUAUUAUCAUAAAAAUAGAAAACUGACGUAAGUGAAAUUCUUCGCUUGUGACGUAAUAUGUCUCGUCACUAUCCUCAAUAUUCGGUGUUACGCAUUUGCCAUAAAAGAAUUUGUUAUUGGGUAAUUAGUUAUUAGUCAUUUUUUCAUUAUGGUAAUAACUACUAACGAUCUCUCCUGACUUUGUUAACAUCAAAUGAUGGCCAAAAUUCGUCUUUUUUUCUAAGCAGCUGAUACUUACUUAGAAGGACAAUCUGUAAAAGGUGUUCGUUAUCAUCUAUUUGUUUGAACACAUGAACAUUGGUACAAGGGGGCACCAUAUACAUAUGCGCCACACAAUAGCAAUGAGGUUAUGAAGAAAUAUAGAAUAUUAGGUGCGUAUAAUAUAAAAAAAAGAACAAUAAACAUAAAUUAGUAUACGGAAGUAAAAUAAUAAUCAUAAUCGUAGAAACAGUCUGGUUAGGAAAAAUACAGCCAGAAAGAAUCCUUUCAUUUAGAGAUGUUACGUUCACUUUUAUGAAGAAAGUAAAAGAGUUACAACAGAAUCGCCACUGGCUCCCAUUCUGAGACAUAUUUGAUAACGUCUCUAACCAUUGUGUUGUAUGAUCUCUAGGACCCAACUAGGGAGUCGCGAAAGACCAAGAGAAGCCAGUCUUGUACAUCCUUCUUUCUUGUCACGACACCAUGUCAUACACUGACCACCUCUCCGCCUUUUCCAACCAGUCCCAGAGUCGGCAAAUAAUGCACGACGUGGAAUUCUGUGGUGUGACAUUUGUAAGACAUGUUCAAGCCACCGAAGUCAAUGUUUCAAGAUAGUGACACCGAUUGAAUUAUCGUCGCUGCUCCAAAACAGACGAUACCGGACUUCUGCAUUACUAACAGGGUGUCGCCACUGGAUGUCAGCAAUCCUUCGAAGACAACGAUGAUCAAACACAGAGUCGUCUACUAUCUUCAACUCGGAGAAGCCAGGUUUCACAAGCAUAGACCAAAACUCUUCUCACCAACGCGUAGUAGAUCUGAACAUUUACAGCCAUACUAACGUCACGAAGGCACAUCGGGGAUGACUGUGCCGGUUGCUGGUGCUAACCAAAAGCAGGUUGUAUUCUGCGCACAUUUUCAGUAUACAGUCACCGUUAUCUGACCUGCGACCGAAAAGUCCUCGUUGGCCACCUAAACGGCUCUUCUGUGCCCGCUUUGAGCAUUCAAGUUUCCGGCUAGUACUACCAUAUCUGUCAAACGCACUUUCUAUAAAAGAACUAUUAACUGGAGGUAAAGCUCAUCCUUGAUCUCAUCCGGGCUGCAAUCCGUCUGAGCUUAGGCGGAGAUGACGAAAAGACAUUGUUUCUCAUACCGAUUUCUUCUUACUUUGAUGGAACUUCCUAAUCUGAUAGCACAUCACCGACUGUUAAUAGGAAUCCAAUUGAACAGUGCUGCCUCGGUUCUAGCGCUCAGUGUGAAGCAAAACCAGAUAAAGAUACCACAGGGUCCACAGACAAACGCACGUGAAACAAGCUUUUUGAAGCGACAGAUGGAGAGCAAAAUCGUGCUGCUUCGCUACAGUCUUGAAUACGGGUCUUGGAUAGACGACAGACAUUGAUGUUGAGACUUUCUAAAGAUAUAGAAAACCGUAUCUGUUGUCCUAUUUACAUUAGUAUGCGAACGUUGAAGGAGGUGAGUUUAAAUGGUAAAUGUGGUUUCAAAAAGACUGGUUUAGUAUUCGUAGUCGGCGGUGGCAUUCAACUUUCAACCAGUCACUGAUUGAGAUCGUUUAGAUAGGACGGGGUUUCUACCGUCUGUGAGCUUCUGUAUAGUUGAAAAAUGAAAGAAUACACAAAAUGAGGAUAAAGCAGAGUAGAUAAGUGACGUGGUAUAAAAGAAAUACAAACGAAUGUUAUCAAAUGACUGUGAAUACGAUUUGACUGAAGGAGAGUUAAAGCAAUAGUAAUUUUUUUCAGUAGUAAUUAUCAUUUGGUUUGUGUGUGGGUUGGGAUACUACCCGAAUGCCCAAACCGAAGCAGUUGGUUUUCUUAGAUGUCCAUACUUCGAACCUUUGACCUAAAGGUCUAAUCUACGAGACGGUGGAGCAACGUUAGGAGAUGCAGUCCCAUAGGAGCUGAUGACCAACAAUAGGUUCAUACGUCAUUUGUUCCCUGAGGAUCCUGGAGUCCAUGUGCACCAUUGGUUCGGAAGCAGGGUUUUCCGAAUCCCGUGGUUGGAUCCUCUAUAUCCAUCGACUUGGUUAAACCGCUGUGUAUUUGUUUUCCUUUUCGAUUUUGUGAAAAACACCCCUUCCGAGAGAAAGUAAUGAGUAAGGCCUUUGUGGCAGUGGCUGUAUACGCGUGGCCAUGUGAGAGCACUUCGAGAGGGAGAGCUGACUCUCCUCACCCUCCUCCCUACCAGGCACUAUGUGGUUUAGAAACACCAUUUUAGUCAUACAUUAGCAAUACUCUUCACACAUAAAGUUCUGUUUUGAAAUCACAGUGACGACGUCACCGUCUGAAAUCUACUGAUUUUCUUGUUUAGUUCAGUAGUGUCAAAUAACCGUGUUUUCAAGAAUUGAUAUAUCCAUUCAACUUUUAAAUAUUGCACUGUAACUGGCGUGAUUCACGACUGACAUUUUAACAUAGUCAAAACAGUGUAAUUUACAAUAUAUUUACUUCAUGUCCUUCUUUUUGUAUUUGCCAGUUACAAAACGGCUUCAAAAUAUUACACUGACUAUUUCCAUCCAUGUAACAAAGUUUUCGGAAUUCUGUACGAUUGAAGGAAAUCAAAAUUUCCUGGAUUAAAACGACCGUACUAUUGUUAAGUUAUUCCCUUCUGAUGAUUCAUAAUGUUUUGCUUGAAACAUAUAGACAUUGAACGCGAUAUUUGUUACAAGAUAUACAUAUAUAUUCUGGAGCAUACAUGCUCCUCUUCGUGUGUUAGUACUUCAGUUUAUAUCUUGUCUAAGGAAGUAACGCCAGAUUAUGAAAUUAAGACAUAGACGGACAUAUAUCAUUUUAUAGAUUUAUCUUAAUGUUAUUAUGUUUCUCACUUUCUAAAGUGAUAAGCCUUACUAUAGCCAUAAUCUGUGGUUAGAGGUUAAGUUUUAUGGCUCAAAUUUAGUUACUGGAUAAAAUGAUAUGAACAAUUCAUUUCCUCGUAAAUUUUAAACAUGGUAUUGUUUCAUAUCUUUCAUUUAUUCUAAAUUGGGAUUUUCAUAUUCCGUUUUCCGAUUUGUCGUAUUUUCUGUUUAACUCUAUUAUUAUGGUGACUCCAUCUUUGUUUGAUAGUGUAAAAACUAAUAGCAUGGAUCCAUACCUAUUUAGUUCAAGUAUCUAUACAUAUUUAUUUUCUGCUAACUUUCAGCUACUAUAAUCUUAGUCUUUAUUAUCUGAUACUUGUCAUCAUUUUGUAUUGUAAAAGGUAAUUACUUUCUAGUAUCCAUAUUUUGUUUGUGCUUCUCAACAGUUUCUUUCGUUUUGUUAGCCUUAUACUCAAAAUGCAUAAAAUGAUCGUUGUGGUUUUAAGCGAACAAAAAUUAUGUCACACUUCGGGAUUAACUCAAACUUAUUAAAGCUUCAAUUCAUAUGUGGUUUUUUUCUCAUACGUCAGACUUAUAGUACAGUAUACUUCUACAUGUCUAUUUAGUAUCUUUGCAAAUCUGAGUUAUACUUAAAAUUAAUUUAUGCUCAGUAGUUUAACAUUAGCUCUUAUUUUAACAAACUCUGAAUGUAGUCCUAAUCCUUUUGUAAAUUCAACUACAAAUUUGUAAAUCAUAGUGAUUUUCUAUCUGAUAAUGAUAACAAUCCACUAGAUAUAUUAUGCAACCAUUUUAUUAUUUGUGAUUGUUCACUUUAUGUUGUCCACAUUAACUAUAAAAUACUUCAAGGGUGAAUAAUCCUCAGUAAAUUAAUUGUUCUAUGAUUCCAAAUGAUUUGUUUAAAAAAAGAUAUCAAAGCUUAUGUGUGGAUGUAAGUACUAAUCAAGAUCGUGUGCUGAUUUCACAUAAUUUCAGGAUUAAAUAAAUAUUUUAUAUUUUACUGCAAAUAUUUAUCCAUAUUUGCCCGUAUGUAGCAUUUUUAUGUUUUUAUUAUUCUCUUGUGUUGAGUAAUACUCUUUUCAUGUUAUCAACCUAUUAUCCCUGUGUAUCCAUUUCGUCUCUCAGUCUGUUAUUCUCCUUCAUACUCUGUUAUAAUACUUAGUCUAAAAAUCUUACGACCACGAUCACCAUCAUAAACAUUAGUACAAGGAGGCACCAAAUAAAUAUACGCCACAUAAAUCGUUCGAUUUGUAUGGGGGCUGUGAUACUGUCUGGGUACCCAAACCGAAGCAGUUGGUUUUCUUAGAUGUCCAUACUUCGAACCUUUGACCUAAAGGUCUAAUCUACGAGACGGUGGAGCAACGUUAGGAGAUGCAGUCCCAUAGGAGCUGAUGACCAACAAUAGGUUCAUACGUCAUUUGUUCCCUGAGGAUCCUGGAGUCCAUGUGCACCAUUGGUUCGGAAGCAGGGUUUUCCGAAUCCCGUGGUUGGAUCCUCUAUAUCCAUCGACUUGGUUAAACCGCUGUGUAUUUGUUUUCCUUUUCGAUUUUGUGAAAAACACCCCUUCCGAGAGAAAGUAAUGAGUAAGGCCUUUGUGGCAGUGGCUGUAUACGCGUGGCCAUGUGAGAGCACUUCGAGAGGGAGAGCUGACUCUCCUCACCCUCGGCCCUUCCAGGGUAUUUGGGGGCAUGCAUUCUUUAGUAUUCUGAAGUAACUAGUACUUGAUAUUGCUACAAUAUAUAUUCAUAUUGUUUUAGACCAAAUAUGCUCUUUAACUGUUAUGUGUAUAUACUAUAAGGGGAUCACUUUUUGCACAUUAUUACUUAUGACAGUAUCACCGCAAGACGUGAUUAUGGUAUAUUUCUUGGUAUGGGAUGAUAUUCUGAGUGAUAUUCAUCCAUACAUAUCUGUAAUGUUUUUCUCAUUUAUCGGCUUAUGAGGGUAUUCUUAAGAAUUACUAAGGCUAACUCAUAAAGCCUCUCAUGUUUGUUUCGAAUAGCUUAACUAUUACUCAGUACUGUUAAACAUUUCAUUAUGGCUCUGAAAAAGCGAAAUCAUACUUUUUUAGCGUUUGACAUCUGGAUUUUCUGGCUGUUCUGCUCAGUCCAUUGCUACUCGAUGGAUUGAAAGGAGUUUCGAACUAAAUAAUAUGACUUUAACGGAUUAUCAACGACGUGUUCAAGAAAUUCGACGUUCAGUUCGUCAAGGUAUCGAUUCAGCAGCAACAUGCACAGAUGGGAUUAUUCAUGCAUUAAAGCAAUUAAUUCAUAGUGGAUGGCUUAACAGCCGAUGGAAUUUAAUCAGUGUUGAUUGUGAUCACUUCGCAUCGGAACCAUGGGAAAAAAAUUUUGCUUGUUGUUAUCGCAAUGCUCAGUGUAUACUUUCAUCUUUAUUUCGGAUUCCUGAGUUUAGAAAACGUCUUUUUGGAUCCGUGUCUGCAAUGCCAUCCAUAUGGAAACUACAAGCUCUUUUGGAGUCUGCUUGGUCUCUUGGUUUUGAUCCACUUGGUGCAUCCCAGAUAUCUUCAACGAUCAAUCCGAAUAAAAUUUCGUCUGGUGCCAAUCCUACAGGUUCUGAUGACAUGAUUUCUACAGAUAGUCGUAAUCUCGUUGGAAUUGUAGACAGUACUGCAUGUCUAGGUGCCACUGAUAUGGUUUCUCUUUUCGGAUCGAUAGGAAUACGUUCGUCAAUUAUAGAAUGCCGUGCCCCUUCCGGCCCUGGUGGAACUCAUCCAUACCUCUUAACUCAUAUUUACUCUUAUAUUACCUCAGGUAAUAGUCAUGGAAUAUCGAAUGAGAUUCUCUUCAUGUCGAAGAAUUUUAAGAAUAAUUCAACAACUGUAAUUUAUAAUUGUCAAUCAUGGAAAAUACUUCGCUCCUCUUUACUCCAUGGUAUUAUAAAUUAA
Messenger RNA from Schistosoma spindalis, 8679 nucleotides. NCBI's taxonomy places the organism in Eukaryota, Metazoa, Platyhelminthes, Trematoda, Strigeidida, Schistosomatidae. The record is from the annotation of a GenBank genome assembly.